Molecule: messenger RNA, 2574 nt
Organism: Symbiodinium sp. CCMP2592
Lineage: Eukaryota; Dinophyceae; Suessiales; Symbiodiniaceae
Source: the annotation of a GenBank genome assembly
AUGCUCGAUGUCUUCGAGCGACUCGGAGGCGAUGGCUGGCCGGAUGAGCCAAAGAUGCCCAUGCUCGAUGCACCACCCGUACCUGCAUAUUCGAUUUGUCUGACAUUGUUGUGGCCGGUGCCGGUGUUCAUCUUCUGGCUUCUGGAUUUUCUUCUAACUCGCCGAAGACGCACAGUCCGCCAAUCCAGCGCGGAUACAGACGUGGGACAACAGCAGUCAGGAGCGCAUGACGAGGACACAGACGCUUCACAAGAUUAUCCGCUACGUUUGGGCACGUUCGCGCGGGAAACACGGCCCGGCCAUUUUCCAGUGAUGCUGGCAUCUUUGGAGCAUUCCUUGCCGCACUUGGCAAAAGGUCGGGCAACGGCAGGAGGACUGGGAAAAGUCGUCGAUCUCAUUGCCAGGAAGCAUCCAUCCGACAUAUUGCUGGUUCAUCCGAUGCUGAAAGAGGAGGAUGGAAAACUGCAGUACGGGCAAGCACACGAAGAGUUAAUGCCUCUCCGACUCGUGAUCGGCGGUGAGCAUUGCAACGUCCGAGUGUAUAGGUGCGUACCGCCACAGGAUCCGGGCAUGACAGAUGUUCGAGUGGAGUUCCUCAUGUUAUCGCAUGAGAUUUUCCAAUCACGGACGCUAGAUGGCAUUUAUCCAAAUCCUCUGUCGCGACGAGCAGUCCUGAAGUUCUUUUCGCUGUGGAACCAAGCGGUGGGUGCUCUAUUGGCUCGUCACAAGCCCCGCGUCUUUCAUUGCCCAGAUUUUCAUACUGCUAUCGCACCCUGGUACGCGUUGCCGGAGCAUCCAGACUUGCGAAUGCUUCUUGUGCUGCACAACGCAGAAUAUCAGGGAACUAUCAGCACAGACAUGAUUUUUGGGAGCAGGCUCAGCACCAUAGCCUCAUUGUUCAACUUGCCACCGCGAAUGGUGGAGGACCAUCUGGUUCUGGAUGGGCGGUUUAACAUGCUCAAAGCAGGAGUCGAUUUCGUGCGAGAGAAGCAAGGUGGUCGUGGCGUUUGUGCAGUCUCCCAGUGGUAUGCAGCUGAGUGUCAUGCAAACUACGGCGUUCUGUGGCCAUUGCCGAGUAUACAAGGUUUGGACAAUCCAAUGCUCGAAGAGGAGCGAGCUGUUGUUACAGGGGAUAUCAAUCAAGCUAAGGCCGAAGCGAAGCAUCGCAUCCAAAGGAGGUUUGGUCUUCAAGAAAACCCCAACGCACGCCUCUUCGUUUCAUUAGGGCGACUGGUGCGCCAGAAGGGCGUCGACCUAAUCGCGGAUGUUGCGGGAUGGCUUCUGUCCGAGCAUGUGGAUGCGCAGUUGAUCUUGGUGGGUCCCAUUGGGGAUGGGUUUGGCCACUAUGCUGCCAGCAAGCUGCAGCAGCUGGACGAGAACGGACAGUAUCAGGGGCGAUUGUAUGUGAACAUCCAGUUCAUGCGAGAUCCUGAAGCUCUGAAGGACAUGAAACUCGGUGCGGAUUUCUGCCUCAUGCCUUCGCGCGAUGAGCCGUUCGGUUACGUGGACAUUGAGUUUGCUUGGCACGGAGCCUUGUUGGUUGGCGCUCAAGCUGGAGGAUUGGGGAAGGUGCCUGGCUUUUAUUUCCUGGCCCAGAACAGGGAGAAUUUGGGGCGACUGCGAAAGGAAUUGCGCUCGGCAGUGUCUCAAGCAAUGCGAGCACCAAGAUCACAGCUUGAGAGUAUGGCCCAAGCGGCUGUCCGCUGUAGCUUUCCCUUGGAGCACUGGCAGCGGCGGUUGGCAGCGGCAUAUGGGGCCGUGACAGAAGGUGUGCCAAUGCUGCCGAGGGAACAGUCUGCACAGAGCCUCGCAACUUUGGGCGACUGCCAGGACGACGCCUCGCAAGGAUUUCGAGAGGUGGCAGCUCCGCCAGGUUCAACAAUUGAAUUCAACGAGAGUCCGGGACGACGUGCGGGGAUGCGAACGUUCCGACCGUACGCUGACGCAUCAGCUGCCGUACUUUUGACUCCGGUGCAGCCAGUGCAAUCAGGUGAUUCAGCAGUCACGGCGGGCCCGUUUCGAGGUGCUGCCCCGGUGUCAGCCGUAGCUUCGGCUGUCGGCGAAGAGUACCACCACGUUAAUGCCAGCUUCGCACGCUCUGCGGCUGGACCAGAGUUCAUGACGCAGGAAUUGGACGAAGACGAGCUCGCAGAGAGAGUGAAGCAAAAAGUUCGUGCCCAUCACUGGGGCAUUGACGAGAUACUGGAAAGCGUUGGUGCGGAUGUGGACUUUGAGCGUGAAGGCAGUCCAAUGGCGCGAUGGUUACUUGGUCGGACCUGCGGUGUCCAGCGGGUCCACAUUCUCGUCGCACUGGGCUACGUGGCUUCACCUGUUGCCGAGUUCUUGACGUUCCUGACUGCCACCGAGUGGGGUCUGAGAGGCGGGGAAACCGUGCCGCGAUUCGCCCAGCGGCUCUUCGGUGAAAAAAUAGACCCUCCUAUCUUGAACAUGUUGCUGUUUGCCAUCAACGCUCUCGCGUUCAGCGUGGCAGCGCCCUUCUGGGCUGUGCUGAGCCGCUAUUUCCAGCCCAGGCGGAUCAUGGCAGUCAGUCUGCUGUGCUUUGCUCAGUUGUAG